AUGACUGAGGUCAAAUGCAGUGACGAGGCUACCGGCAUGCCGACUGAUCAAGUCAUCAGAGCAGCCCGUGCCAUCAUCGGCGCUCAGCUUGACGACUUGAGCCCAUCUCUGCGCACGGACGUCAACAAAGUCAUCCACGACAAUCCAGAGCUGGGAUAUACGGAGUUUAUCGCCCACGAUACGCUCUCAUCCUAUCUGGAGCAGCGUGGAUUCAAAGUCACGAGAAAUGCAUAUAAUAUCGACACGAGCUUCGAAGCCGAGGUUGGGAGUGGGGGCCGUCUAGUCGUGUUUUGCGCCGAGUAUGAUGCCCUUCCUGGUAUCGGGCACGCCUGCGGUCACAACCUCGUCGCCACGUCGUCUCUGGCCGCCUUCCUGGGAGCUGCUCGCGCAUUGGUAGACCUGAAGAUCACAGGGCGUGUGCGCAUUCUUGGUACGCCGGCGGAAGAAGGGGGCGGAGGUAAGGUGAAGCUCAUCGAAGCCGGCGCCUUCAGCCCCCCAGAGGUUAUUGCAGGAGCCUUCAUGAUACACCCAAUGUCCAAGGAGUCGCUCAAUUUAGGGGACUUUUCCGGACUCGCGGGAUGGAGACUGAUUGCGAGCCAAAAGCUCCGUGUCGAGUUCAAAGGCAAGACGGCGCAUGCGGCCGGUGAUCCGUGGAAUGGUCGUAACGCGCUAGACGCAGCCCAAAUCGAACCGGACGCACGCAUCCACGGCGUUUUUGAGGACGGCGGCGCUGCACCGAACGUCAUCCCAGAAUACACGCGAAUGAGCUGGUGCAUUCGAAGUUCAACAACGAAGCGAUCCAACGACCUAUUAGAUCGUGUCAAGAAAUGCUUCGAGGCUGGUGCCGCGGCUGCGGGAUGCUCUAUCAACUACAUCCCGUCUCCCACAUAUAUGGACCUCCGUGUAAACGAUACACUCAGUGAAACGUAUGUCAAAGAAAUGGCCGCGGUGGGCGAGACUAUCAUGCCUCGGGAGGCUCAACCGAAAGCAUUUGGCUCGACGGAUAUGGGCAAUGUAUCCUAUGUGGUGCCCAGCUUCCACGGCGCUUUUGCCAUCCCGGUAUCUUCGGGCGUCGCUUGCCAUAAUCCAGAUUUCGCGACGGCGGCUGCAACGGAGGAAGCUCAUACCAUUGCAAUCAAAUCGGCCAAAGGGUUAGCAAUGCUAGCUAUUCGAGUCCUAGUUGAAGAUAAAAUUGCUCUGGCCGCGAGGAAGGACUUUGAAGCCAGUUAA
Messenger RNA from Aspergillus nomiae NRRL 13137, 1230 nucleotides. Its product is annotated as M20 family metallopeptidase. The transcript has 3 exons. The record is from RefSeq and is a predicted model, not a curated record. Bases 1 to 1230 code for a protein of 409 amino acids. Gene Ontology annotation, molecular function: dipeptidase activity. NCBI's taxonomy places the organism in Eukaryota, Fungi, Ascomycota, Eurotiomycetes, Eurotiales, Aspergillaceae.